Priapulus caudatus is the source of this 1017-nucleotide messenger RNA. RefSeq names its product bicaudal D-related protein 2-like. The transcript has 8 exons. The record is from RefSeq and is a predicted model, not a curated record. The coding region runs from base 1 to 1017 and encodes 338 amino acids. NCBI's taxonomy places the organism in Eukaryota, Metazoa, Priapulida, Priapulimorpha, Priapulimorphida, Priapulidae.
AUGGAUGUAAAUGAGGAUAUUAACGAAUAUGCGAUGCCGCUGACGAGACAACACAAGGAGAUAGCCGAGCUUCAGGCUGAACGAGACAAACUACAAGAUAUUGCUGCUAACGAAUCGAGCGAACUUGCCAUCGAUGAAGUGUUAAAACAAACCAGACAGGAGAGACGUGACGUCACAAAAAGGCACAACGACCUGGAGCUGGAGUUAACCAACGUGAGGUUAGAGACGAGCAAACUAGAUAUGCAGCUGAUGGAAGCCAUCCAACAGAAAGUAGCAAUGUCUGUCCAGGUCGAAGCGUGGGAGUCCGACAUGCAGACAGUGCUUGAGAGUCAGAUGAAGAUGAGGAUACAAGAAGCCGAUUCGUGCGCGGGCAGCAGCAGCGUCGAUGACGUCAUCAUCACCCAAAACAAGCAGGAGGAGCAGGAGAUACAGGACGAGCUGCUGGGUACGGCUGAGAAGCGUGUCUCACUCAAGUCCCAAAUCAAACUCAUGCGAGAGGAACUGAUCGAGGGAAAUAAACGUACUCACGAGAUGAAGAUGAAGGUCGACUUGCUAGAAAAGGAUCUGAAGAAAAAGAACGAAGAGCUUAGCAUACUCACACAACGGGAGAUAGCCGGAUGCUUCAGGCUGAACGAGACAAACUACAACGACAUUGCUGCUAACGAAUCGACGCGAAACUUUGCAUCGAUGAAGUGUAUAAACAAACCAGACACGGAGAGACGUGACGUGGUCACAAAAAGGCACAACGACCUGGAGCUGGAGUUAACCAACGUGAGGUUAGAGACGAGCAAACUAGAUAUGCAGCUGAUGAAAGCCAUCCAACAGAAAGUAGCAAUGUCUGUCCAGGUCGAAGCGUGGGAGUCCGACAUGCAGACAGUGCUUGAGAGUCAGAUGAAGAUGAGGAUACAAGAAGCCGAUUCGUGCGCGGGCAGCAGCAGCGUCGAUGACGUCAUCAUCACCCAAGCAACAACGCCGUCAGGUUCAAAAAACAUCCUUAGAUUGUUCCGCAGAUCGUAG